AUGAAAUUUUUUUAUAAUAAAUCAAUUUCUUUUAUAAUAGUAGUAACAUUAGCAAUUUUAUUUUUACAAUUAUCAUUUGCCAGCGAGUUAAAUAGUAAUAAUAAUAAUAACAACAACAACAACAACAAUAAUGAAGUUAAUAAUAAAAUAAAUAACCAAGAGUUGUUUUUGGUAUCAUCCAAGCUUGGACCUACAGAUAAUAAACAGCAUAAAGUUGGAGUAAACCCAACUGUCCCACCAGGAGGUGUCACAGGCGGUAGUAGCAGUCAUACCAAUACUACAGAAAGUAGCAGCGGAGAUGAUGGUGGUCAAGGAGCAUUGUCAAACCAACAGGAUGCCAAUACUAUUAUAUUUAUUGUAUUGUUCAUUUUGACUGGUGCUGUAUUAAUUGUUUAUGUUGUAAUUAAAAUGGAUAUUCCAUUUAUUCCAGAAUCUGUUGCCAUUGUCACAUAUGGUAUUUUAUUAGGUGUUAUCUUUAGAUUCUCAUAUAGUCAUAUCGUUAAACAGGUAGUAAAUUUCAACCCUGAAAGCUUUUUCUUAUUCAUCUUACCAACAAUUAUUUUCGAAACUGGUUUCUCUUUACCAAAGACUGACUUUUUCCAAAAUAUUGUUCCAAUUUUAUCAUUUGCUAUUUUUGGUACAAUUAUUACAUUUUUAUCGGUAGGUUUUGGUAUUUAUACAGUUGGAAAAUCAGGUGUUUCAGUUAUAUUAUCAUUAAAAGAUUCAUUAGCAUUUGGCGCCAUUAUUAGUUCCACUGAUCCAGUUUGCACAUUGGCAAUUUUCCAAGCUCUUAAUGUAGAUCCAUUAUUAUACAUGUUGGUUUUAGGUGAAAGUAUUCUAAAUGAUGCCGCUUCAAUCUUUUUAUAUAGAGUCGUUGAGCAAACCAGCACCCAUGAUAUUAUUAUAUCCUGUGCUAUGUUUUUAGUAGUUGGUUUGGGUAGUGUUGUUUUAGGUGUUGUUAUGGCAGUUUUAUUAUCAUUAAUAUUAAAAUGGGUUAAUAUUGGUAAAUUCCCAGCUUUAGAAACUAUCUUUAUGGUUAUGUUUUCAUAUAUGUCAUAUGUUUUAGCAAAUGCAUUGGAUAUUUCAGGUGUUUUGGCAGUAUUCUUUUUCGGUAUUACUUUUAAUCAAUAUGGUGCAUAUAGUUUAUCACCAUAUACAAAGUUAACCUCAAGACAAUUGUUUAGAACCGCAGCAUUUAUUUGUGAAACUGCAGUUUUCAUUUAUAUGGGAAUGUCAUUAAGUUUCCACGAAUUUACUUUUGAUAUUGGAUUAUUUAGCUGGAGUUUAUUCUUUACAGUAGUUUCAAGAGCAUUAGCAAUCUUCCCAAUGUGUCUCAUUUUAAAUAGAUUCAUCAAGAAUAAGAUUCCUUGGACUAUUCAAAUUGCAAUUUGGUUUGCAGGUUUAAGAGGUGCAUUCGCAUUUGCAUUAUCAAUUGAUUAUGUAUCUCCACAAACACAAUUAAUUCGUACCAACACAUUAUUAGUAGUAAUAUUUACAAUCUUUGUAUUUGGUAUUGGAACUUAUCCAUUAUUAAAAGUAUUGGGUAUUAAAACAUCAUCAAGUGAUCAGUCAUUAGAUAAUAUUUCAAAACCAUUAAACAAAGUAACCAAAAAUAAAGAAAGAUCUCAAAUAUAUCAAUCAAUCGAUGAUAAAUACUUUAAAGUUUGGUUUAGAAAGAAAAUGCCACCAUUAGCAACUGAAGCCAUCGAGAUUUUCGAGAAAUUGGUAGCAUCCUCCCACGAUUUAGAAUUAGAGUCUGUUGAAGAUUCUAAAAUUUAUUCAAAUGUUUCAUCCCAUAGAAAUGCUAAACAACAAAAUUUAUUCGACGAUGAAGCAAGCUUAGAUGAUGAUCAUGAUGAAAAACCAUUAAUCUAA
This is a messenger RNA of Dictyostelium purpureum, 1875 nucleotides long. RefSeq lists its product as uncharacterized. The record is from RefSeq and is a predicted model, not a curated record. Lineage: Eukaryota; Evosea; Eumycetozoa; Dictyosteliales; Dictyosteliaceae. Gene Ontology annotation, cellular component: membrane. Bases 1 to 1875 code for a protein of 624 amino acids. Gene Ontology annotation, biological process: sodium ion transport; regulation of pH; proton transmembrane transport. Gene Ontology annotation, molecular function: sodium:proton antiporter activity. The transcript has 4 exons.